This is a messenger RNA of Protopterus annectens (West African lungfish), 14103 nucleotides long. It is a transcript of the gene NCOA1, whose product is annotated as nuclear receptor coactivator 1. The coding region runs from base 500 to 5383 and encodes 1627 amino acids. NCBI's taxonomy places the organism in Eukaryota, Metazoa, Chordata, Ceratodontiformes, Protopteridae. The record is from RefSeq and is a predicted model, not a curated record. Gene Ontology annotation, cellular component: nucleus. Gene Ontology annotation, molecular function: nuclear receptor binding; protein dimerization activity. The transcript has 20 exons. Gene Ontology annotation, biological process: cellular response to hormone stimulus; positive regulation of transcription by RNA polymerase II.
GAAGCAAGCUUUGAUAAGAGAUUAUAACGUGUGUUUCAAGUCUGUAUUAUGCUGGUUCUCAGGUCGCCCCUUUUGUUGUAGUUGGAUAUUGCAUUUUCUCAUUCGAUUCUUAAAUGUGCUUUGCCCCCGCAGAACGACAGUUGUGGACCCUUGGGACAAAAAUACUUAAGUGCGUGUUUACAGUAGUGCAGGCCGUUUUCUCGGUCCCAGACUGAGAUCGGCAAUGUGAAUAUUUGUGUUAAGUAGUCAGCUGGUAAGGGGGUCAGGUGACAGUACUGGUUUGGACUCCAUCCCCUGCUAUGGCAGCAGCAUGUGUCUCUGUCGGAGUUUUGUGCAGCCUCUGAAUUCAUUUCGAAAAUCUCAAAACACUGUGAUCAGCACCUAGAGAACGAGAGAAGAUGUGAUUAUUUAGACACAGUCAUAUGUUAUCAACACAUGCUUUUCCUGCUAAUCCAGUAUUCUGCAACGUUUAGGCUGAACAGGUGACAAGCAGCUCAACAUGAGUGGCCCUGGAGACAGCCUAAGUGACCCUGCUCUUAGUCUGGACUGUAAAAAGCGGAAAGGGUCACCAUGUGAGACAUUGGGACAGAGUUUGGAGAAGCGGCGUCGAGAAAGAGAGAAUAAAUACAUUGAGGAGCUUGCUGAACUCUUGUCUGCCAACAUCAGGGACAUUGACAGCCUAAGUGUUAAGCCAGACAAAUGCAGAAUUUUGAAAAAGACAGUUGACCAGAUACAACAGAUCAAGCGACUUGAGCAGGAGAAAGCUGCAUCAGCUGACGACGAUGUUCAAAUGUCCGACAUCUCCUCCAGCAGCCAGGGAGUCAUUGAGAAGGAGUCACUGGGACCACUGCUACUUGAGGCAUUAGAUGGUUUCUUCUUUGUUGUGAAUCAAGAUGGAAGGAUUGUAUUCAUUUCUGAAAAUGUUACCAGUUACCUGGGUUUUGAGCAAGAUGAGCUGAUGAACGCAAGUGUCUACAGCAUCCUACAUGUGGGGGACCAUGCAGAAUUUGAAAAGAAUUUGAUCCCUAGAUUCGUGAAUGGUGUUCCAUGGCCUAAAGAGGCAGCACAGCGCAAUAGCCAUACAUUUAACUGUCGAAUGUUGAUUCGACCGCGUGAUGUGGUAGACAUUGAGAACCCGGAAGCAAGGCAAAACUAUGAGAUCAUGCAGUGCUUCACAGUUUCACAACCCAAGUCAAUCAAAGAAGAAGGGGAAGAUCUUCAGUCAUGUUUGGUGUGCAUUGCACGGAGGUUUCCAAGGCAACAGCCUAUUGUUCAAGAAUCUUUUGUUACCAAGCAAGAUACUACAGGUAAAAUUAUCUCCAUUGACGUUAGUAGUCUGAGAUCCUCAGGAAGGCUUGGUUGGGAGGACCUGGUAAAGAAAUGUAUCUACGCUUUCUUCCAGCCCCAAGGAAAAGAGGCUUCUUAUGCUAGGCAUAUACUUCAAGAAGUGAUGAUACGAGGUACUGCAAUAAGCCCAUCGUAUAGGUUUACUCUAAGUGAUGGGACUGUGCUAAGUGCCCAGACACGGUGUAAACUUUACUGCCCUCCAAGUCCUGAAGCACAGCCUUUCAUCAUGGGAAUUCAUACAAUUGAGAGGGAUCACACUUUAAAUUGUUCAGUAGGAAACACUAGUCCAGGAAUAUCCAUACAGCGGGUAAAUCCCAUGAUGAGCCCAAACCUUUCUUCAGGAGGGUCAACACAACGUGUAGUUUCUUCAGUGAGCCCAAGCUUUUCUUCUGGUAUGUCUUUGUCACGUGGAAGUCCAACGGUGAAUCCAAGCUUUUCUCCAGGAAUGUCACAGCCACGAGCAAGCCCUACAGUGAACUCCAGCUUUUCUCCAGGUGUGUCAGUACCACGGGCAAGUCCCACAGUGAGCUCUACUUUUUCUCCAGGAGUUCAACCACGUUCAAGCCCUAAGAUGAGCCCAGGCUUUUCUCCAGGACUGCCACAGCCACGGUUGUCCUCAUCUACAAACCCAAAUAUUUCACCUGCUAUGUCUUUACCUCGAGCAAGUCCCACUUUGAAUUCUAGUAUGUCCCCAGUUAUUUCCCUGUCACGAGGUGGUCCAUCUAUGAGUCCUUCUGUUUCUCCGGGAAUGUCCUUACCAAGAGCCAGUCCCUCCAUGAGCCCGACAUUUUCCCCAGGUCUGUCAUUACCACAUGCAAGUCCUUCUAUGAGUCCAACUGUUUCUCCAGGAAUGUCACUACCACAUACAAGUCCAUCUCUCAGUCCAAGUGUAUCACCAGCACAUGCCACUACCUCUCCUUCUGCUGCUUCUAUGCCUAGUAGCAACACUUUAUCAGGAAUAGAUCUUAGUCAUUCCCCUGGCCCUACACUGCAUAUGAGUGGUGGUACUGCGCAAACUAGCUAUGGAUGUCCGUUUAACAGCAGAAUGGGAAGUGGCAUGUCCUUGAGUCAAUCAAGCCCUCAAAACAGUGGUAUUUUAAAUCUGAACAGUUCACCUUUGCACAGUCCUGGUAUCACCCCUUCACAGUUCAUGUCUCCAAGAGCCCGUGACAGCCCCAGUAUGGUUUCAAGCCCCAGAAUGUCUGGUAACCCAUUUUCUCCUACCAUGCCCAAUAUACACUCCCCUGCAGGCAUGCCAAGUGGUAGCACUUCCAACAGCAGGACCUGCCCUACCUUCAGUCUGCAGGGACAGAGUGAAGGACCUACUACACCCUUGAGUUUGCCAUCGUCUCCUCUCCAUAGGCAGUUUACUGGCCAAAACUCACCUAGUGGGCGGCUCAGCUUGCAGUCAUCUAAAGUUGAUGUCAAAGAUGCCAAGAAUAGUAACACCUUGUUAAAUGAAAUGGUUCCAUCAGAAAGCAGUUCAGUUGAAAGAAAACUUCUGGGCAGUGUCAGUGUGCAUAGUAAUGAAAGACUUGGGGAGACUGAUAAAGGACAGCAGGUUAUAACAAAUCCUAAGCUUGUUCAGUUGUUAGCUACUACAGCAGGGCACCAUCUACUUCAUGCUGAUGCCAGCACCAUUAACAAAGACUCAUUAAAUGGUGGGAGUGUUACAACUGGUGGUGCUUCAAACACUUCCUUUAAUGGCUUGUGUCCUUCAUCUCACAGUUCCCUUACUGAAAGGCACAAAAUAUUGCAUAGCCUCCUUCAGGAGGGUAGCCCAUCAGACAUUAAUGUAUUGUCACUAGAACAUGAGAAGAAGGAGUCUGAGGAGCACUCUGUUUCUUUACCUAAUCAGUCACAAGCAAAUGUGGAUGUAAAACAGGAAAUUGGUAGCUCAAAAAGGAAAACUGUAAAAGAUCACCAAUUAUUACGUUACUUGCUUAAUAAAGAAGAGAAGGAGCAGGAUGAUGCACCUACGCUUAGCCUAGAUGAUGUGAAAGUAAAAAUGGAAAAAACAGAAGUGGAAGAUUCUUGUAGCACAGCUGAAAAUGUACAUAAAAAGCCUCUGCAAGCUGAGGUCAAGCUGGAGUCUCAAGAUCAGUUUUCUUUAGAUUUUGAGCAGCUGUUCCCAGCACUUGAAAAGGCAGCAGAAUUUUCAAGUAUAAGCCGGGAUGAUGCACCAGAGGAAACCAUUUCCAGUGCCGCAGUGAAGGAGGAGAUUGUACCAAUCCCUGUUCCCUCAAGAAGCAUACCUGAAGUACAGUCCGGAACAACUAGUUUACAAGAAUUUAAUCCAGAGGUUGGAGCAGAUGUUGGAGACCAACAGUUUGGUCAUUCCUUGAUGGCACACCAAUUGCCUUGGGCAGACACCAUUGACACUGUAAACCAGGGAGCCAUGAUAAAACAGGAAGAUGCGUGUCUCAGCCCUCGCCUAGAUGACCUUCUUUGCCCUCCAACUACACCUGAAGGCCGAAAUGAUGAGAAGGCAUUGCUGGAUCAGUUGAUCUCCUUCCUUAGUGGAAAAGAUGAGACUGAACUGGCAGAACUUGACAGAGCCCUGGGCAUUGACAAACUUUUACAGGGGGGUGCACUGGAAUCCAUACCUGAGAGACUGCUACCACCACAGACAGCCCAACAAGUUAUGAUGGAUCAGAAAUCUGGCCUGUACAUACAGUCAUACCAGCCCUCAUCUCCUACCUCAAACCUCCCAGGAUCAUAUUCAACUGUGGUUAGGCAGCAGCAGCAGCAGUCUCCAUAUGUAUCGUUGCCUGGCCAGGCUCCCCCUCCAGGACCUUUCCCUACCUCUUUAAGUAUGCCAAUGCGACAGGUGUUAACUCGACCUCCUACAGCAACAAACCAACUCCGACUGCAGUUGCAGCAGAGGUUACAAGGGCAACAGUUGCUGCACCAGAAUAGACAGUCCAUGCUGAGCCAGUUUGCCGGAGCCGGUCCCAUCAGUUUGGCCAUGAGGCAGGCCGUUCGACAACAGGCACCUAUUAAUGCUCAGAUGCUCGCCCAGCGACACAGAGAGAUGUACAGCCAGCAACACCGUCAGAGACAGUUGAUGCAACAAAGAGCCUUUUUGAUGAGACAGCAAAGCUUUGUCACCAGUAUGCCUCCAUCGGCAACCCUUCCAGGCUCUUUGGCAGCCUCACGAAUUCCUCAGGGUCCUCCUCAGCAGUUCCCAUUUCCUCCCAAUUAUGGUACAACUCCUGGUAACCCUCCUUCUUCUACUAGCCCUUUCUCACAAAUGGGACCUAAUCCUGAAGCAGCUGCUUUGGCCACUCGAAACAACAUGGCAGUUGCAGCAUCACGAGGCAUGAUGGGAAAUGUUGGAGGUCAGUUUAACAAUGGGAUGGCCCAACAGAUGCAACAGAAUGUAUUCCAGUAUUCCAGUACAGGUAUAAAUCAGCAACCAGCUGACCCAGCAUUUGCUCCAAACCUCAGUCCUGGGAGCCCAGUUAUGUCACCACGAAUUGCACCUUCUCAGAGUCCCCUGCUGCAGCAGUCUCAGCCCACUUCUGGAUACCAGUCCCCAGAUGUAAAGAACUGGCAGCAAAGCGGCAUGGGAAACAACAGUGUGUUUGGCCAGACUGCGCAAAACCAGGCCCCACCUCCACAACAAAGCAUGUACAAUAACAUGAGUUUCACUGUGUCCAUGGCAGGGGGUGGCAACACCAAUGUAGUUGGAAGUAUGAAUCACUUAGCAGGUCAGAUGCAGAUGGGCUCUGUACAGCUGCCAAAUGUGAACUCAUUAUGCUCUGAUCCGGUUGGUGAUCCAACAUUGGGUCCUUCAGGCCUCUUCUGCAACCAGCUUUCCACUGCAGAUCUUUUGAAGCCUGACACAGAAGGGGGAGGCAGCCAGGUGCAGCAAGUCCAGGUGUUUGCUGAUGUCCAGUGUACAGUGAAUCUGGUUGGUGGGGACUCCUAUCUGAACCAGCCCUCUUCAGUCGGAUCACAGAAGACCACACCACGUCCCCCAACUCCCCAGUCACAGCAGAAGAGUUUGUUGCAGCAACUGCUAACUGAGUAACUGAAGAGCACCAUAGAUUUGAGUACUAUUACUGUUCAAGUCAUCACAAUCAGAACACACACUAUAUUUUAUAUAUGAAAUUCCGGAUUCAUAAAAAGAUGUGUGUCUGUUUUCUGUGAAUUUGAUUCUCCAAAUUGCUUUGUGCUUCUGGUUCAUUGUUGGUGAGCUGUAAAGGAGAAAACUGCUCUUCUGUGAAGGCACCAUGAAUUGAUUCCAGUGACAAUUCAGACUUUUUUCAUACAUUGUUCAUUUGAUCUUGCCUGUGCUGCUUAUUUUGGCGAGUCCCUGGUUUUUGCCUGAAGAUGGACUCCAUCUAACUGUGCCCUUACAACAGGCCAGGAAAGCUUUCAGUUACAGCUGGUUCUGUUGCUGACAUGCCAACAAUGAGCUUUAUGGAAGGACAUGAUGGAUGAUGGGAAACUAUUCCCCGUCCAGAAGUCGAACAAAGUAAGGAUGUUUGAGGAAAUCGAAUACUAACUGGAGACAAGAACUUUUAGUCUCCAUAAAGUAAAAUGAGACAAUGGGUCUGCCCUUAAAUUGGGCCUUUUCCAGUUUGCUUGUGUGGACAAUCAUCUUUUUACUAGCCGCUGUGAGUCUCUUGAUUUUUUUUUUAACAAAACAAUGACUUCAGAUAAAUUACUGCAUUUGUUUAUAACAAUAAGCUGUUAAAAAUUAUAGAUACAUAUAUAAAUAUAUAUAUAUAUAUAUUAUAUAAGUGCAAGUGAAUGAAGCAAGCCUUUCUGAAAGAAAAGGCUAACAUUUUGUACAUUUCAGGGAAGGGAGAUUUUUGGUUGGAGGCAGAGCAGCAACACUUAACAUUUUACAUAAGAAGCAAUAAUUUUUGGGGGGAGGGAGUACUCUGUCCUUUCUUGUAGAUAAUUUCUUGAGUUAUUAUAAUUAUAUAUGAAAUAGGCAACAGCAACUGCAGUAGAGUUGUUGCUGUUCCUGAUAUAUUGAGAAAUCUUGGUUCUUUUGAAACAAACUAGUCACACAUGAAAGUUCUGGUAAAGAGCAGAAUGCCUGUGAUUAUUGUUUUCCUGUGAUGUUCACUGUAAAUAUUUUAUGUUUAACUUCUCAGCAUUUUUAUCAUCUGUCAUAUAUUUUGUUCUUUUAAGUUCCUGUUUCCAGACUUAAUGAUGUAAUGGCUCACUUGUUCUUUCUUUUCCUAUGUGUCUAUAUUUGUGUUGUAUAGUUGGCAGAGUUCAAAUGAUAAAAUGGUCAGAUGAAGUUUUUAUUUUUUUUUAAUGUUCACAAUGCCAUUUCCAUGUGACUGUUAAUGUUGUUUAUGCUCAGUUGUGAAUGGGAAUAUUUUCUUUCCCUUUUUUCCCCUUGUUUCUCACUUAUUUAAACACACAGCUCCAUCUGAGAAAAUUAUGUUCCUGAAGUGGUCCUAGGAUCUCAGAAGGUAGAAUAUUUCAUUAACCUGCACAGCUGACUCAUAAAAUAGAAACCGCAAAGAGAAGUUUUACUGCUAGUGUAUCAGCAGUGGAGCUCUGGGGUAGAAAUACCCUAGUUAUGAAAGGAUGUUCAUCAUUAGUUUUGUGCCAUGCUAUACCAUGAGACAUAUUCAGAAAUAAUAUACCUGUUGUUUCAGAUUAUUCCCAGUAUUGCUUCCGUACUACUGAGAGUGACCACUAUAUACCAUAGGUAGUCACAAAGGUUGUAGAAAGUGAUGAGAAGCAACUGAUGCUUUAGUCAAAUGAGAAACUGCCAAAUGCACUAACAAAACUAGGUAACAGGUGAGGUGAAAAAAUGUAUAGGGAAAACAGAAGAGAGCAACUCCUGUUGAAUGCCAUUAUACAUAUACCAACCCACUUAACAUGAUUAUAAAAUGUCAACCCUGCUUUGGCUUUCGUGAUUUACAGCAGGACAACACUUAAUCUUUAAUUUACCUUUUUCUGUUGCACUGCUGUUUUGUCUAUAAAUACCCAGUAGAUCUGAUUUAGUAUCAGGAAUAUCUACUUGUACUGUUGCUUAGCACAUCCUGCUCAGACGUAACAGACUGACUUUCCAUUAAAUGUUUAACAAAAUUGUACUAACAAAAACUGAAUAAAUAGUUCAGCAGCAUUUGUUUCAGCUGCAGUGUAACGUUUAUAGAGGUUUUCUGCCUUUUUCUAGCCAGUAGAGUACGUGUUGCUUUGCACCGAUUAUUGCACAGCAAUUUUUUUUUUCUGCUGCUCAUCAGUAAGUAUGGCCACACUGAUUUGUGGUAUGGUAUACUGCCUGCAACAUCUGUGCUUGGAACAGAAUGCGGUUGAACCUUUUAGUACACUAAAGUUGUAUUAGUCAUUUUGUGAUUUAAAUGGAAGCAGCAUCAUUGCUGAUAGCAUUCCAGAGGGAAUUGUUUUGUUGCAUUUGUUUCUGAUCUGACCUCCUUGUUAGACUACUGAGUUUGAUACUUUGAGCAUUUUUUUUUUUGUUUUUGUAGAGGCACUCAUGAAACAAGUUUAAUUUCCAGCAGAAAGAAUAGUGGUUGUUUACACUGUAACUGUAUAAACACUCAUUUUUUUUUUCUGUGAUAUUGACUUUGUUAUUUAGAAUCAUGAGGAUCUGAAGCCUAUCCAGUCAGUCAGUGUCAUAAGGCAGAUAUGUAAUUUUAGGUUGGUAAUGUAUUACCAAAACCUUUGUUUCCCCUAAAAUUCCAGCUGGAUCCGUUAAUAACUGGUCUAUAAAAUGUAGAAGUUAGUGGCUUACUCAAUACGUCAUUUAUGUAGCAUUCUGGAUAUUAAUUUAUUUUGAACAGCUGGAUAUGGCAUUUGCAAUGCUUGCUCCUGGUUUGCAUAUUUCAUUGCAACACAGAGGUGGAAGUCAUGAUUCCUAGACAACAUUAUUCUGUCUUGGCAGACAUUGAAGCCAAGGUAGUCUAUGUAUCAUAGUUAGUAUUGCGAGCAGCAGUACUGUUAAACAAGAUGUGCAGAUGGCAAAAUCCUUUACACAUUCUGUCAGCUUCACAUUUGUAAAUGGUGUCUUUCUGUCUACAAGAAGAUACUAGAAGUAACUUACAGAAAUGCCCAUAAAAUCAAUUUGUAGUUUCAAAUGUGCAUAUAAAUAAAUGGUGCGGCUUAGAUUCAGGUCUGUUAUGAUGGGAUUCUUUAAAAUAUGUUCACCCCCAAAGAUGAAGCUGUGUGUUCCAGUGUGGAAGCAUCUUUUUUUGUAUGAGGUAACAUUUGUUUUAAGAAUGUUUUUAUGCAUUUUCGAGGUGUUGUGCUUAACAAGUUUUAUAAAACACUUUUAAGGUUGCCAGACAAGUUUGGGGGAAAAAAGCAAUGUUAUUGCAUAUAGACUUAUGUCUCACACUGAUGCAAGGCUUCCUGAUGGUAGCGGUUCCAGUUUGACAGAAGUGUUGCAGUGACUGUCAGAGUCCUGGCGUGGGAUUACAAAGUGAUGUAGUAGUGCAUUUUGGUAAGCAUGAGGUGAAGUUCUAGAAGUGAUAAGUAGAGCUGGUGGAUCUAAUGUUACAUGGGGCUUUUGUAGAGCUCACUUGUUUGGAAGCCAUAUUCAUAUGUCACUAUCUCCUGGAGUUGACCCAGUCAUUGUCAGUGUAGCAGUGAAAACUUCCCCCUCAGGAUGCGUAAGCCUUUUGUUGAUGCGGGUCUUGGAGUGGAACAUCGGUUUCAUUUCAUUUUCAAGAAUGUAUUGGCUUGUUUCCAGGGGGGGCAGAUCAUGGUCUUUGUACUUGCUGGCUCUUUACUGUUAACUGAACUGGUAGUCUAAUAUAAGCAAGUACAUGCAUGUUGUAGAAGACAAAAGUGCGGGGUAGCAACUCAGAAUUAGUGAUUUGAAGUGAGGUCUUAAAAGGGCUGCUGGGACAGUCGUUAUGAGGCGAGUAGAGUGAGAUCCUUUGCAUUGUGAAAAUAGCAUUCAUCUUCAGGCAUACAUUGUUCAUUAAAAAAACAGUGCACUGAAAUGUAAAGGGCUUGUGUCAUCCAUAACACACACAUACAGUUAAAGUGAAACCACAUAGCUGGACAUUCCCAUAUUUAUCUAUAUACACAGUUUUUCAAGUUCCCAUUCUCCUUGCUUGAAAGUAACAUUCCCAAAAACAUGACUGCUAUGUCUCAGGUUUGUUCACAGAAUCUCAGCAUUUUUUCAGAAUGUAUUGUUUUUUUGAAGUAAAUUCAUUACUGUAGUAUUUUCAGAAACAGUGGCGAUUAAGAAAUUAUGCAAAUCAUGUUAAUGAUGAUAACAGAUUACAUCUGUGUCAGAGAUUUUGGGGAGAUGGUUGGAAGGUAAGAAAAUGAGGUUACAACUAAUUUGCACUUCACAAAUUGGCUUCAUCUUAUUGAUGAUGUCAGAACUUAUAAAUAAUGAACAGCUCUUCAAUAUUUAGUAGUUAAAGAAAAAUGACAAGGUAGCAUGCUUUAACAUGCAGAUAAACCUGUAAUAGUGUGGCUAAAUGACAGCAUUUCUGGCAAAAGUAUUUUAGAAAUUGUGAAUGUGUUCAGCUGUAAAAGCCUUCCUAGCCUUUCUCUCUAGGUACCUUGACUAAGAAAUGUUUCCUACACUGUUCAUUUGGAUGGAGUAUCAUCUUGGCUGACUUGGUCUGACUGGAACAGAGGUUCUUGUUUUGGUUAUACUCCAUGUGUAACCUGACUGAAUUUGGAAGCAGCCAGAAGAAAGCCAAUAAAGGCACAUCAAAUCACAGUAACUUUAAGUCAGAGUACAAUGUUAGCAAAUAUAUUAGACGACUAAUCAAAAGACCAGAAUGCCUUUUCUGUUGGAAAAAAAAACAUGAUCUGAAGCAUUUGUGGGUACUUUGAAGAGGUAUUCAAUAAUGUGAAACAGACCCAGAGAUGCAUGUGUGAAAUUAUUCUAGAUUACUUUUAAGUAAAUGAGCAGAAUUUUGCAGUACAGGACUCUUCCAGUCAGCAAAUGAAAAAAGGCACUCUGGAGCAGCAGUCUUUUUGAGUUUUCCCCAUAGUGAUUGAAUUUAAGUUGUGUUUACAUUUUUCCUAUAUGUGGCAUUGACAAGAUCAGUAUUUUUGGUUUAUUUUCUGUUGCUACCGUCUGUGCUCUACUUCUCAAGAUUGUGUUAUUUUAUUACUGUAUGUGUGUACCCUGUAAGUAGUCCAGUUGUUUUACCUGCUUAACGUUCCUUAAUUCACUAACAUGUCAUGAAUGUUGUUACCAUUUUUCACCAUCACACACAACUAGCAAGUUCAGUAGUGCAAGUCAUAGAAAAUUUUAGAAUACUGGAGCAUUCCUUGAGCAACCCAGCUGACAGAUGAGUUUAUUGCUCACUCAACUCAGGGACAUCUAAAUUGCUAUAUACAUAGAACUCUCAGAACUUAGUUAACUAAGGUGAAGGCAGUCUGUUUUCAUGUUUAUGAUGAUAGCAAACAUCAUUAGACCGGAAACGUCUAAUAAUGCUUUAGUUACCUGAAGUCACUGCUGUUUCUUUCAACUUGAAUCCGCCAGCAUUGUCUUUGCCAUAUUGCUCCUACACUAAUGCAAGUUGUGUGCUCCUCAACACCCAAAGUGUGACUGGAUAGAUGUCAUUUGUCAUGCUGCAGGAAGUAUGCCAAGCAGAACCUUAAGAUUGCUGUUGUCUUAAGAUAACCUUGUGGUUACAACCAUUAAUAUGUAGACUGGUUGAGGUCACGGUUUCUGCUUAAAAUGUUCCUUAUCACAGCCAAGGACAGGCUUCCCAUUUAAAGAAUAUACUUUAAGUAUGUUGAAUACCAGGUUGAUACAAGUAACUGGAAUGUUUCACUAGUUAGUUAGAUUCACUGUAGAGUUUUGGGCUGUCAGACUGUUAAAUAAGUAAAUAAGCAGGCAAGCUCUAGGUUGGCAUGCUGAACAUUGCAGUGUUUUGCCUCAGGCUUCAUCCUUCUUGGCAGAUGAAGAUUACCAAGCAGUAUGAAGGCUUUUUGCUCAUUUUAUGUUGUAAUGCAGAGAAGAGGGUUUGUAACUUCCUUCCCAUCAACUCAGAAAGGUAGCGGUCUUGCAGUGACUCAAGUUCAUGUACCUUUCUUAUUUCUUCAAAGGAUAUCAGCUAGAAACUAAUUUUCAUCCUGUCCGUGGUUUCAUGCUUUGAUUAUUUUUACUGUUAGUUCAGAAGUAAACCCUCCUAGUCUCUUGUGAAAUUUAGGUGAUGUAAAAGGGAGAGAGACCUUUUGCCAGCAGAGGAAAUAGUUUGAUGUUUUAUUUGCAUGAGUGACUUAUUUGCUUCAGUAAAUACCACCCCCUCAAUAAUAGGAAAAUUUUUUCUGCCAACUUGGAAGUGAGCAGGAGUCACAUGCUUAGCAUUCUCCACUUUAUCCAUGAGUGUUUUUUUUUUUAAAUAUACGUCACAGUAAGGUUAAAGGAUCAUAAUGCUUGCCAUGCAUUUUAAUCAUCUUCUACAGCAAAAGGAUUGGAGACGUGUUAAUUCUCAAGGUGAAAUACAGAGUUCCAAAUUAAUCAGUCUUAUCUUAGCAAAAUCAGUGAAAACAAAUAGAAAAAAAAAACUACAGCAGAUACAUAUAGGAAGCAAUCACAAAUAAUAACACAAGAACCAUGUACAAACAUGUUUGUAAACCACAGCUACAGCUAGGUCAAUUGGUGCCAUGGGCAGUGCCCUAGUUGCUGCUCUCCCCACCCCCAAAUCAUCAGAUGAAGGCCAAAAUAAGUUCUCCAGAACUGAGGACAAAAAGUCUUAUGGACAAAACUAUCAUUGCUGCUAACCAACAAACACCACACACACACUGCAAGCAUUUUUUGAAGUCAUGAUUUCAGUUGUGACUGCUUAAGUGGAUUACGCAUACUGCUUACAAUUGCAUGGACCAAUCAACAGUCGCAUCCCAUUAACAUAAAUCACACCACUAAGUAAAGAAAUGGCAUUUAAACAGGUGCGUUUGAGAUUGUGACUGCAGAGACCAACUGGCUUCUCUCCUACAGUGCCAGUCACACCCAAUAGUAACUUGCUUCUGGGGCAUACACCUCAUUUGCCCCACCAUAACAAUGCUGUGUUGCAGACUUCCCAUUUUCUAUGCACUGUGAGAGAUGUGCAAGUUUCCACUGGGAAAAAAAUGUUUUAGAGCCCAAAUAUAACCAAAACAAAUCUAUAUUUUGUGCUGUCUAGCUUGUUGGCCUGUGUAUAUUAUUAAAGGCCUCUUUGUCAUUUUGCAGUCUUAUCUUCCAUGAUUUCUUGAUGGGAGCAUUGAAGGGAUUCUGUUGUGCUGUCUCUGGUAAGAUAGUUCAGGAGCUGUUCUGAUCCACACCCCCAAGUUUGUAGAUAAUGUGUACUAAUUUUGUCUUGGAUGAGAUGAAGUUGUAAAAGCAGGAUUUGACUUCACUAUUUUCUGAGAUGAGCUAAACUGCCACUUUUGUUUAAUGCUGGUGUAUGUUGUAAAUUGUACCAUUUUUGAGCCACAUGUACACUUUAAAAAUACUGUUUACACAUAUGAACAGGAAGAACUGUUAAGGUGAAUGAAAUGAAGGCAUUUGCUAGUGUUAAACAUUGCUGUGAGUAUUGAGUCUCUAAGUAAUUUAGUAAAUGCACAGAAAUUAAUUUGGUUGGAGAGUGCUUUUCUCAUGAUAAAUGUAUCUUUUGGACAGGUUGAGGUCUGAUUACAAACAUAGUGAGUGUUUUUGGUUUAAUUUACUGCAUCUACUGUCACCCAAGCCAUUUUGAAAAUAGGAUUGUCCUGUUCCAUUAAUUCCACUUGUAAAGGAGGCUUUGCUCCCCCAUUGAAUGCCUCAGGUCUGAGGGAGGAUAGGGUUAAGGGAGAGGUCCCAGAUCCCAUUGCAAACAGAAUUAACAAAAAAUAAAGUCUGCAGGUAUGUCUUGCGGUGAUAUGUAAUGUGAACUUCUUAGCUUAUGCAAUUUCAGGGUAGUGGUAGGUAUAAUAAAAUAAUGACUGUAUUCUUUGUCAUGUGAAUCCCAGUUUGAGGGCAUUUCAAAAAGUGAGGAAGAGGCCAGUAGCUGGACAAAUCUGAACAGUUUUUCAGCAUGUUUCUGAUUUAUUACUCAGAAUGGCAAAUGAGGCAGUGAAAUGUAAUUUAGUACAGUCAUGAAAUGUAUUUUAGGAUAUAUCCCCAAAACCUUCCACUUCUACCAAUCUAAUUGUAUCACUUCUAUUGUUGAAAAGCACAGAGGAGAGGCCCUGCUUCCAGUUAUUUUCAUGAUUGUCAAAAUAAGGCAGUUGUCACUUUACUGACCAUUGUGCUUUUAAAGAGGGUGUAUACAGGGAAGCAUCUAGUUCUUUUUUUCCUUUGACUUAGUUUUUUCUGUGAGUAGGUGGAUCCUUAUAAAAUGAAAAUGAACAGCUUAAUAUUACAAAUUACAGAGAUGCCUAGUAGUCAAGAAGCAAACUCCGUAAAUCCAUGAUUGUUGUUUUGUAGAUGCCCUUAAAUUUCAUAUUAAAGGAGAAUGAACAUGGUGUGUUAAAAUUGAAAAACUUGGUUCUUGGAAUGCAGAAUGAAAGCAGUUUUGUGACAUAGUAAAGUUUAACUUGCUUAGUUUAAAUUUCCUUUUUAGUGCUCCCAGCUCUUAAAUAACCAGAGAAAGAAUUUGUGGGCUUGGGUGAGUGAGGAGAUAACAAGGGUUAGGAAAAUAGUAUUCAUUUCAUCUUUGUUUUCUGUUUGUGAGAUUGGAGUCUUGGCAGAAGAGAAAUGACUUAGGAAUGUGAUUUAAGUCAGGUUGUCAUAUUAACUAAUAUUGCUUUUGCUGUUCUGUUAUUGGCUUUAUGCAGUGUUUAAUUAUACUGUUUAUUGUAAAUAAAGCCUAAAGUAAUCUC